This is a messenger RNA of Habropoda laboriosa, 420 nucleotides long. RefSeq lists its product as uncharacterized. The transcript is spliced from 3 exons. The record is from RefSeq and is a predicted model, not a curated record. The coding region runs from base 1 to 420 and encodes 139 amino acids. Lineage: Eukaryota; Metazoa; Arthropoda; Insecta; Hymenoptera; Apidae. Gene Ontology annotation, biological process: regulation of synaptic transmission, cholinergic; sleep; positive regulation of voltage-gated potassium channel activity.
AUGCGAAUAAAAGUGAAUGUACUGCGAGUAUUAUUAUUUUUGUUUGUAUUUCAAAGAGAAGAAGCAAAAGCUGCAAAGUGUUAUCAGUGUAACAGCAAAAUAGACAAAGAUUGUACCGUCAAUAUGGUAGAUAUAAAGUAUUUGAAACCUUGUCCCACCUCGCACCCAUUUUGUCGUAAAGCUGUGUACAUAUAUUAUUUUAUGAAUUCCCGGGAGUAUAUAACAGUACGCGAGUGUGUAAAAUGGCGAAAUGCUGACAAUAAAUGUUACAAAGGUCGAUAUAUACAGGAUAGUUAUCAGCUCGUUUGCGAGUGUAAGGGAGCAGGAUGUAAUCACGCAGUGAAAUUUUCAUCGCAGACUGCCAUUCUUCUCUAUGUUUUCUGCCACUUCGUGGUUUUCUUUAGCGGAAAUAUUACUUGA